CCGCUUUCCAUUUCAAUUUUUUCAUUUUCAUCUCCCACUCCCAGACCUCUUCCUUGAAAAUCCCCAAUUAGAAGGAGAGAGAGCAUACCAUCGACAACAACACCCACACCACCAAUCAAUCUAUCUUCAUCUCCCAACCCUUCUCCCCCUUAUCGCUGCGCUUAUUGCUGGCUCAAACCCUAGAUUUCUCCGUUUCGCGCCGCCCUCCGAAACCUUCCUCCUCCAGGCGCAAGAACCAGAAGGCAGCAUCUCCUUCCCGCCGGUGGCCUUUGCAUCAAUCCCUGGCCACCUCUUCCUAAUCCCUCCAUCAUCAAUCCAUUCAAUAGAACAGGAAUCAAACUUUGAAAUCUCCUACGAUGAGCAUAACGACGACAGUGGAGAAGUCUUGCAAUGAAAACUGCGAGACAAGAUCUUAUGGAGAUGAUAAUGGCAAAGAUAGAACAAUCGGGAGACCGAUCCGAAGAUGUGAUUGGCUGGUGCUGGUGCUUGCUUUGUCACUUGGAGAAGCAGUUUGUAAAGGGAUCAACGAUGGUAACUUGGAUGUCUCUCCUAGAGAGCUUAGAGUAAUGAGUGGUCUGGAAAACUUCCUCGACGGCGAGAUUUGGAUGGUCGUCGUCCACAGAUCGACUACCUUCUUCAGCUCUGAAUGGCCACGGCCACCGCUCUUCUCCUCCGAUGGGUUGUUGAAGGACUUUUCUAGUUUUCUUGGGAAAGAGCUGGUGGGUGCGACGACGGAGGAUUUUCAGCGACGAGAAAAAGAAGGGGAAGGGGAAGUCUAAGUGGCGGAUAAAAAAAAGAUUGUAGGGUUUUUCAAUUAAUGAAAAGAAAUGGGCUAUUUUCACUUGAUAUUUUCUUUUAUUAUUUUUAUUAUUUAAUUAAUUAAAAUUUUUCCACGUAAAUAUCAAUCAUUAAUCCAGUCAGCAUCGAUAGUUAAUUCGUUAAAGUUUUGGACCGAAUGGCUAUUUCUCUGUAUUAUUUUAAAGAUGACUAUUAUUGUCAAGAAGUGGAUAAUUAUGGC
Molecule: messenger RNA, 1018 nt
Organism: Linum tenue
Lineage: Eukaryota; Viridiplantae; Streptophyta; Magnoliopsida; Malpighiales; Linaceae
Source: the annotation of a GenBank genome assembly